CUCUCUGUCUUUCUAUCUUUUUGUUUAUUCUUUGUUGUUUCUCUCUCUUCCGUGGUGGAACGAGGCCGCGGAGUCGCCGGAAGAAGACUGAGGAAGAUCGAAUAGCAGGAAGAGGGAAGAGGAUCGCGAAAACUACGGUUUUCGAAUUGCAGAAUUCGAAUUUCGAAGAAGAAUGCCGAUAUCCAAGUACCACAUAAGGAACGAGUACAGCUUGGCGGAUCCCGAGCUAUACCGUGCCGCCGAUAAAGAUGAUCCCGAAGCUCUUCUCGAAGCCGUCGCCAUGGCUGGUCUCGUUGGACUCUUGCGCCAGCUCGGAGACCUUGCCGAGUUUGCUACUGAGAUCUUCCAUAAUUUACAUGAAGAAGUAAUGGCUACCUCUGCAAGAGGCCAGAGUCUUAUGGCUCGUGUUCAACAGCUUGAGGCCGAAGUUCCUUCACUUGAAAAGGCGUUUUUCUCUCAAACUCAUCAUUCAUCAUUCUUUACUAAUGGAGGAAUGGAUUGGCAUCCUAAUCUUCGGUCUGAACAAAAUCUUGUUACUCAGGGAGAUUUACCUCGAUUUAUAAUGGAUUCAUAUGAAGAAUGCCGCGGUCCUCCGAGACUGUUCCUCCUGGACAAGUUUGAUGUGGCUGGGGCUGGGGCAUGUCUGAAGCGUUACACUGAUCCAUCAUUCUUUAAAUUGGAGUCAGCUUCACCUGUAAAAGCUACAAUAGGAGUUCACAGGGAAAAGAGAAUUCGUAAAGUCAAGCAGAAGAAAGGAUCACGGUUGAGGGACAGUGAAGCCCCUAAUGUUGUACCAACACAUGCUAAAUUACAUCAACUGCUUCUUGAGGAGCGUAUUGAGAAUGGUUAUAGUAAUCCUGCACGUCUAGUGAAGUUGAAGAAAAGACAAUUGAAUGGACCUGCAGUUGAAGCAAAAGCUGGGAAAAGUUACAUGGGGAAAUUUCUGGAAACUCCCUCACCUGAUCAUAAAAUGAUUUGUGAAACUUCCAUCUGUCCGCUGCCAGCGACACUGACAUCGGAUGACACUAGCGAAGAAGGGCUUAAAAUUCUUGAAAUCAGUAGCAUUAGUCCUGUUAAAAAGUCAUUGGGAAAUGAAAACACCUGUUCAUCCCCUAAUGAGCAGGAAUUAGAACUAAAACCAUUUUCUAAAGUGGAUGGGGAGACAAAUGGAGAUCUUGUGAAGGUGAAAGAACAAAUACCUGAUGGUGUGGCAGAUGAAAUGUCUUUUAAUCAUAUUAGGUUGCCUGAUGAAACAGAAUUGGCAAUCGAUGAGCAAAAGAAAAUAGAAUGCAGCUUAGACCAUUCUGAUGAUGUGACUAGUGAGGUUGACAAUUUUAUGGAUGCUUUAACUACCAUGGAGUCAGAAUUGGAAACAGACAAUGAGUAUAAACCUAAGAUAAGCUUCUUGAAUAUUCAAAAGGUAUCAGAUACCGAUGAUAAAGAAGAACAUCAAUUACAAUUUCGAUUUUCAUAUUCUCCCUCAUUUGGAGACUCCUCAAUAUCUGAUGACAUUAGUUCCCUCAAACAAGAUAGAAAUGAAGAACAUAUUGAAGUGCAAGCUCGGUUGUCAGAUGCUCUUUCAACAGGAACUGCCUCUACAUCAGACAAUCAUAGCUCAUUCAGAAGAGAUGGAGAUGAGUGUAUCGAACUGCAAGGUCACUUUUCAGACUCUCAGUCUAUUGGAAACUCCUCUACAUCAGAUAAAAAUAGUUCUUUAAAGAAAGAUAGAUCUGAUUUCCCUCACUCUGAUUCAUUAAGCACUGCGGUUGAAAAUAUGCCUUCAGAACCUAUAUUAGUCACAAAUACUAAAUAUUAUGAUCAGGAGGUUGAAGUUAGGGCAUCCAACCAUCUUCCCCAAAUUGUUGAGUUUGAAAACACAGAUUGUGGGAAGUUUGUCAUGCAUGAUGAUGCACAUAUUCACGAAAAAGAGAAUUCUGAUUCUGGGCAAACCUCUUCUGAUCUGAUGACUUCGAGACAGGUAUUGUGUUCUGAUAUUGGACCCACCUCACCGGUGACGCUAUCUGCAGGGACUCAAUCUGAUGAAACCCCAUCUGGCACUGUUGAACUUAAUUUAAGAUUAGAUGAUGAUGAAGAUAGAACAGGUCUUGUUGAACCUAUUACUGCCAAGCCUGAUUCUCUUUCCCUAAUAAAAGAUGGUGCUUGUCCUGUGGAUUCUUCUGAGAAAACAUCACUAGACAACUUGGAUGUUGAUGAUCCAUAUGUUCAUUUGCAAGUUUCUAAUGAUUUAGAAGUAGCUCAUGAAGAUGAAUGCAGUGAUCAUUCUGAAAUCAAAAUGUUCCAUGAAGAAUCUCCUAGUGAAAACUGUUCUGGAAUUUUGGUUUGUAAAGAUAUUGGUUCCCGGGGAGAGGAUCCCGUUGGCUCAUCUGUGGAAGAAUUAGGAUUGAAUUCGGGUACUGCGGUGGUGCUUGAUUGUCGAGACUCAAAAGAUGAGGAUUGUACUAUCGCAACCCAACUUAAUUUGGAGGAUUUGUCUCCUGUUGUGAAGGUUCCUCCAUUGAGUUGCUUCGCCGGGGAGCUAUCUUCUGGAGGAACUCAUAACAAUCCACGGGAUGAACCAGGCUCAGCAGAAAUUGAAGUUUUGCAUUGUGAUCUGCAAACAAAUUUUGAAGUGAUACCAAAGACAGUGUAUGAUGAUGAGAUAAAUGGAUCCAUCAGCAGUGUUGAUCCAGUUGAAGGUGAUGGUCAAUUUAAACAUCCAUCAUUUCCUGAUAUUCAUGUGAUGGCAAAUGAUGUGGACACUGAAAAUGAUCAAUCAGAAGAUAAAGCUGUAUAUUCUGUUCCUUCUGCAGAAAGUGCCAAAAAUGAUGCGGGUAUCAAUACUUGUCCAGCUUCAGGUCUGAUUUGUUCUCUGUCAAGGAGUCUUUCAAGUUUGCAAGAACCUCUCUCGGGUUCUUCACAUUCUUAUGUGAUGGAAAUGGAAUCCAAUGAAGUAGAAUUGACUCAAAUUUCCUUGGACUCAAAUGCAGAGAAGAGGGAGGACCAACUGGCAUCAUCAUUAGAUAUUACAUCAUCUGACAUCAUGUAUUCUCCAAAGGGUAACCUUACAAAGUUAGAAGAAUCUCUUUCUACUUUUUCAGAUCCACAAGACAAAGUCCACGGGCCAGUUGCUAGAGAAUCUUUGACUGAACUAGAGGAACGGAAGAUAGUGGAUCAACCAGAAAUUGCUUGGGCUGAUGUGCAACCAAACUUGAAAAAAUCAGUGCCCUGUGAUCUUCCAGAUUCAGAAAUAUGUAAUAAUAUUCAAAAUUCAUCUUCAAGGGAGAAAUUCCAGCACAAUGUUCUUGCUGAGGACGUGAAAAUGGUGCCUGAACUUUCAGGUUUAGACAGUCAACAGUCAGAAUCUUGUGAUCAGAAUGAUCUUUUACAAAGUGGUAGAGAUAGUUUUUCAUCACCUUCCUAUAAGCAGCUGGAGUCUGAAAAUGAUUUUGAGCAGUUAGUACAAUCACAAGUUGGUGAACGGGAUGCUGAAUGUCUGCUCAGAGAUGAGCAAAACUUUGCCUCUGAGAAAUCUCAAUUGGAGGAAAAAAGCCCUCAUGCUACUACUGAAUCUGCUUCAGAAAUCCAUGCAGAAGAAGGGUCGUCAUCUUGUUCCUUACCACAGUCAUUUGGUUGGGGGAGUAACCCUACAAAACAUGUCAUGGAUCCAGUGAAGCCUCUUGUUCCUGAUCACUUUCCCAAGGCAACUCAAGCUAAUCUUGAUGAAAUGCCACCUAUGCCCCCUCUACCGCCUAUGCAAUGGAGAAUGGGCAGGGUUCAACAUACUUCCCUAGCUUCACAGAGAGAAGAGUUAGAAGUAAGUCAGGCCUCAGUUCAACCAACGCAGCCAACAAAACCCCAUACGGAAUCUCAAUUUGUUUUGCCAACUUCUGAGAGAGAGACCUUGCUGUAUCAGAGUCAAUUUUUGCCUGUAAUGGCUGUGGAGAGUGAUAAGCUCCAACAAUCUUCUGGAUUUUCUGUGGGUGUUUCAGGGCAUCCUGUUGCUAUACCUUUACAAUUUCCUAUCAUGGUUAAUGAAGCAAAAGGUCAAUAUAAUCACCUAAUGCUGGACAGAAACCAAAUUCAGAACCCCUUCUUAACAUUGCCUUCUACGGGCAGGCCUCCACAUGGUUACAUUGUUACUUCCGAGGCAGAUAUGGUACAAAAUUCAAACCUACACCCAACAGUACUGCCUGCUGAAUGUGCUAUUUCUAUGCUUGAUUCCAUCUCUUCACAAGAAAAACUUAUUCAACCUCCAAUUCAAUUAAUGACAGAUACUAGUUCUGAAGUCAAAAUACUUCAGCAGUCUUUAAGUAAUGUGGUGUCUACAGGCAUGCCUCCACAUGAUGUUGCUUCUGAGGGAGAAAUGGUACAGAAUUCAAAUCUAUGCGCAACAAUACCCCCAGCUGAAUGUUCUGUUUCUGGACAUGAUUCCAUCACUCAAGAAAAACUGACUCAACCUCCAAGUCAAUUAAUGGUGGAGACUAGUUCAGAAGUCAAAACACUUCAGCAUUCUAAAAGUAAUGUGGUGUCUACAGGAAGGUCCCCGCACGGUGUUGCUUCUGAGGAAGAAAUGGUACAUAAUUCAAAACUAUGUGCAGCAAUACCACCUGCUGAACAUGCUGUCUCUGGACUCGAUUCCAUCUCCCCACAAGAAAAACCAACUCAACCUCCAAGUUCAUCAAAGACGGAAACUAGUUCAAAUGAUACACUUCAGCAGUCUAUAAGUAAUGUGGUAUCUACAGACAGGCCUUCACAGGGUCACAUUGCUUCUGAGGGAGAAAUGGUACCGAAUUCAAACCCAUGCCCUCCAACACCAACUACUGAAUGUGCUGUUUCUGGACAUGAUUCCAUCUCUUCUCAAGAAAAACUGACACAACCUCCUAGUCAGUUAAUGACAGAGACUAGUUUAGAAGUUAAGAUAGUUCAUCAGUCUGUAAGUAAUGUGGAAGGGGAACAAGGAUGUCUGUCUGUCUCACUCAUGUCACCAUCAAGUGUUGAAAGUAGGGAGCCUAAUCAGAGUUUCGUGCCCUUUGAGGGGGAAAUGACAUCAUCCUUGGAUACAUAUGCUCAAACAUCAAAUUAUGAUAGUGAAAGGACAAAUGGAAAACCAAAGAAUAAGCUUCCUCGUCCUCGGAGUCCUCUAAUUGAUGCUGUUGCUGCUCAUGACAAAAGCACGCUUAGGAGGGUUACAGAACGGGUUAUGCCUGAAAUAGCACCAAAGGUAGAUGAAAGAGAUUCGUUGUUAGAACAGAUAAGAACAAAGUCCUUCAACUUGAAGCCUGCUGUGGAUACACGGCCUAGCAUUCAAGGUCCAACAAAUUUGAAGUUUGCUGCCAUCUUGGAGAAAGCAAAUGCAAUUCGCCAGGUUUUGGCUGGAAGUGAUGACGAUGAUGAUGAUGCAGAUAGUUGGAGUGAUUCUUGAAUUUACUAUGGGAAGACUUCUCAGCUGGUCGUUAUUUUGAUAUGCUGGUUCUUGUCUUGAAUCGGGUCUGAAAGGUCAUUUAUCCCUAUAAUGAAUAGGAAAUCUCCGUCAAAUGCAAGAUUCUUUAUCCUACUUUAUGUUCAUAUAUGAUACUCUGAGCUCCAUCCAUAUAGCUCCUCCACGUAGUCCUCUUUCUUCACAAAUAUAUAUGAAUGAUCAUGGUACAAGCAUGCAGGUUAGCAUCGAUGCAGAUCCAUUUUCGGAGGUGAAACUCAAUUCACUCAAGACAGCUUCAGACUUAGCGUGCAAGCGCUGUACCAGUCCAGAUCAACCUGUCAUCGAAGUCUCUCAUGUCCUCUCUCGUUUAUAUAAGCACGUGUAUAUUUGUGUUUUGUCAUAAUCUUUUGAUUUAUAGUCACGAGUAUCCAAUUUUGUAAUUAUGUGUAGUGUUUCGUGAUAAUAUCCCCAUUUAUAUAUAUAUAUAUAUACACGCAUACAUGAGUAAAAUCAUUUC
This is a messenger RNA of Gastrolobium bilobum, 5936 nucleotides long. Its product is annotated as protein SCAR2. The record is from RefSeq and is a predicted model, not a curated record. Gene Ontology annotation, cellular component: cytoskeleton. NCBI's taxonomy places the organism in Eukaryota, Viridiplantae, Streptophyta, Magnoliopsida, Fabales, Fabaceae. Bases 173 to 5422 code for a protein of 1749 amino acids. Gene Ontology annotation, biological process: positive regulation of Arp2/3 complex-mediated actin nucleation; actin cytoskeleton organization. Gene Ontology annotation, molecular function: actin binding; Arp2/3 complex binding; protein kinase A regulatory subunit binding. The transcript is spliced from 9 exons.